AUGAAGCCCAUCACGCUGCGUUGUUCAAUGCUCCCCAAAUGGCAGAGGCACCUUAGGGCUGCCAUAUGCGAGUCCAGGUCACAAAAAGCUGGGUUGCGGUCUGGUCAGGUCUCUGGAAGUUAUUCGCAAAGACGGAGGUUCGCGACGCCUGUCGACAUCAAGGUUGCAGACAUAGAUUCGAAUGAUCCCAGAGAAAAGGUGGUGAUUCUCGGUAGUGGUUGGGCAGGUUAUGUGCUAGGCCGACAGCUGGACAAGAGAAAAUACCGCGUCGUUAUCGUCUCCCCGCGCUCCUACUUUGUCUUCACCCCUCUCCUCAACGACACCACCGUGGGGACCCUCGAAUUCCGAAACGUGCUCGAGUCUGUGAGGAAGAAAAAGAGUAGCUUAGAGUACAUUCAGGGCUGGGCAGACGACGUCAACUUUGCGGACAGGACGGUCACCAUUGAACCCUCAGUCCUCGAUCCGGACGUUGGUCACGCAUUGACCGGCCCCAGGAAACCGAACGAACAGCAGACGGCCAGGGGGUACGCUAAAAAAGGUGUCUUCCCUCAUGGGCCAUGGGAAAAGCAGGUGCAGAUGGGUGGGACCGGCUCAGAUCAAGUUCCUACGUUCCCCAUACACUACGAUAAAUUGAUCAUUGCCGUCGGUACCUAUAGUCAGACCUUCGGCACCAAGGGCGUGAGAGAAAAUGCAUGGUUCCUCAAAGACGUAAGGGAUGCAGUUGCCAUCCGUCGUCGCAUCUUGGAAUUAUUCGAACUCGCACGGUUGCCUAUCAUCCCCGAAGACACCAAGAAGCACCUCCUGCACUUUGCGGUGGUGGGUGGUGGUCCCACGGGCAUGGAAUUCGCCGCGUGCCUGUCGGAUUUGCUGAGAGACGACCUGUCCAAAAUCCACCCGGAGCUGAUGAAGUUCGUUCGCAUCAGUCUCUACGACGUCGCCCCCAAAGUCCUGCCCAUGUUCGAUGCCUCACUCGCCGACUACGCUGUCAAACAGUACCGACGCCAGAACAUUGAAAUUAAGACCUCUCACAAUGUCGAAGAGCUCCGGAAGGGGUUCCCCAACGACGAACAAGCUCGCCAGGACCAGGACAGUCAAGUCAAGGGACGCGUCUACACCAUCCGUACCAAAGAAGAAGGUGACGUCGGCAUUGGCAUGUGCGUGUGGUCCACGGGAAACAUGAACAACCCCUUUGUGAUGAAAGCGCUCGAUCAUGUGCGUCGAUUCCCGACAGAGUCGGCACAAAUCACUCAGGGCAAAGUGACCGACCCGAUGCAACGACAGUGGAUCAUCCAGCGUGAUGCCAAAACCGGCGUCAUCUUGGUCGAUGACCACUUCCGGGUGCACCUUACGACAGAAUGCGCCGAGGGCAUGAAGGAAGACGAGAAGCCCAAGGCGUACAUGCAAGACGUUUUUGCAUUAGGCGAUACCAGCAAAUUGAUGUCUGGGGCCCUGCCGGCGACGGCGCAAGUCGCGAAUCAGCAGGCCCUCUGGCUGGGGAAGACGCUGAACAAGUACCCUUCACCCGAAGAGUUUCGGAAACAGCAAGGCUUCACAUUCAGGAACAUGGGGGUCUUGACAUAUCUCGGAGGAGCCAAGGCCAUCCUCCAGGGAGGAAACGGGAACGGGGACGGCAAGGGUGGUGGUGCCGCGAAGGGCAUCAAAGGGUUGGCCGCGUACCUGAUCUGGAGAGGCGCCUAUCUCACCAUGACGCUGAGUUGGAGGAACAAGUUCCUUGUCGUGGUGCAAUGGGUGGCUGUCAAGGUAUUCGGGAGGGAUGUCAGUCGGUUUUAG
Messenger RNA from Fonsecaea erecta, 1791 nucleotides. RefSeq lists its product as hypothetical. NCBI's taxonomy places the organism in Eukaryota, Fungi, Ascomycota, Eurotiomycetes, Chaetothyriales, Herpotrichiellaceae. The record is from RefSeq and is a predicted model, not a curated record. Gene Ontology annotation, molecular function: NADH dehydrogenase activity. The transcript is spliced from 2 exons. The coding region runs from base 1 to 1791 and encodes 596 amino acids.